Messenger RNA from Sebastes umbrosus (honeycomb rockfish), 2311 nucleotides. It is a transcript of the gene xiap, whose product is annotated as X-linked inhibitor of apoptosis. Bases 242 to 1648 code for a protein of 468 amino acids. Lineage: Eukaryota; Metazoa; Chordata; Actinopteri; Perciformes; Sebastidae. Gene Ontology annotation, biological process: negative regulation of apoptotic process; positive regulation of protein ubiquitination; regulation of cell cycle. The record is from RefSeq and is a predicted model, not a curated record. Gene Ontology annotation, molecular function: cysteine-type endopeptidase inhibitor activity involved in apoptotic process; ubiquitin protein ligase activity. The transcript has 8 exons. Gene Ontology annotation, cellular component: nucleus; cytoplasm.
GUGGUCACCUGGGAUGCGCACGACAAGGUGCGCGGUAGUGAAACUCCGCUUGCUUUCACUUCCUCAUAGCGAGGUCACGUCUAAUAAACACAUCUCUUUGAUAAUCACUGCAUUUCUCCUGCAGGCGGUGUUCACACCCAAGAGUGACUGAAACUACAGACCGGAGGAGAGCUGGCUGUAAGCUACUAAAAGUCAUUCUUCCAUCAUUAGUCCACUCAGCAGUUUCCUGCCUGGUUCCAUCAUGUGUGAUCUCAGACAAGACGGCAAUUUGGAGGCAGACCACAUGGCUGACUUUUCCCUGAUGAACAGCCGCCUGGACUCAUUCCGUGGCUCCAGCCUGGCCCAGCAGGUACCAGCGGACAGAUUGGCCCGGGCCGGCUUCUACUUCACUGGCCACGCCGAUCGUGUCCGUUGUUUCAGCUGCCAGAAGACUGUGGAAAACUGGUGCAAGGGAGACACACCUGUAGAGAGGCAUAAAGAGGUUUCCCCAUCAUGCCGGUUUCUCAGCUGCACCCACCGCACCAAUUUUAACCCGAGUUGUGAUACCAGACUGACCAACGGUUCCACCUACAACGAAGAAGCAGAAGACAUGGAAUAUCGUUUGAGAACGGGAGAGGUGGUUGAUGAGUCCACCUACCCGAUGGUCCCACACAUGAGGAGUGAGGAGGCCCGGCUUCAGACCCUCUCUUCUUGGCCCCCUACUGCUCCCGUGAGACCCCGAGACCUGGCCCAAGCCGGCCUCUACUACGUGGGGGAGAGCGACCGGGUGCAGUGUUUCUGCUGUGGUGGCAUAUUGGGUGGCUGGGAAGCAGGGGACACCGCCUGGGGAGAACAUGCCAAACAUUACCCCUACUGCUUCUUCAUCCUGGGGCACGAUGUGGGCAACAUCCCAUACCAGGGGGAUAUGGAGGAGGAGGAGAGCGGCAGCAGACAACAUGCAAACACUCGUGUCCCCAUGGGGAGUUUGGAGGAGAGGCUUGGAAGCUUUUCAGGCAUCCUGCACCCUAUUAACCGCGAGAAGCUCGCCAGAGCUGGCUUCUACUGCGCAGGGACUGGAGGGGACAAGGUGUUGUGUUUCCGCUGUGGUGGAGGUUUGAAAGGCUGGCAGCCUGAGGAAGACCCCUGGGAAGAACAUGCCAAACACUACCCUGGAUGCAGCUUCCUGUUAGCAGAAAAAGGACAAGAAUUUGUCAACAGCAUCCAGCUACAAGACCCACGACGAAAUGGAGCUACUUCAAGUCAUCAGAAUGGAUUUUCCGGACAUGGGAAUGAGGUGCUGCAGUCUGCCAUGGCUCAGAAGGCCAUAGGGAUGGGUCUAGAGCCCAGUGUGGUGGAAAAGACCAUCUUGGAGAAAAUCAGUAGGACAGGCUCAGCCUACUCCACCCUGGAGGCACUUAUGGAGGAUUGUCUCAACAACACACCAGACAGUGAUGCUGCCAAGACACAGGAGCAAGAUGAGGACCCACUGGAGAAACUACGGAAGCUGCAGAGGGAGAGACAGUGCAAAAUAUGUAUGGACAGAGAUAUUUGCAUUGUCUUCAUUCCAUGUGCUCAUCUGGUCUCUUGUAAGGAGUGUUCAGAGUCGCUCACCAAGUGUCCGAUCUGCUGUGGAGCCAUAACACAGAAGAUCAAGACCUAUAUCGCCUAAGGGAAUCACGGACUCUUGCCAAACUUCAAUGCUGCUUUCUCACUAUCGUUAUAAUAUUGUAUUUUAAUAUUAAAUGUAGAUAGCCUGUGAUAUAUUUAAGGACCAUGUUGUUUGUAUGAUUAUGAGGAUGAAAGAAUGUGUACACGUCACAAGGAAACAAUGUUUUCACAAUCGCUGAGAUGGUACAUAGCUGUUAAUAUCCAGAUGGGAUGAUAUUAUAAAUAGCUGAUGUUGAUUUUAUAGGUCUUUUAAUGAGUACAAAAACUUGUAAAUACACACUAAAGGAUAAUUUUGCCAGAGGUGCCUUUCUCUAGGUUUAUGUACUUGUGUCUCGUUUUGUUAUUUUUAAUUUGGAAAUUUUUGACGGGGCAAUUGAACUGGACAUGAGAUGUGAUGUCAGUUGCUUUCAUACACUUAUGUAUCCCGCUCAUCUGUUUUGUCUGGUGUACUUAUGGACUCAAUUUUCUCAAUGUGUGCUGCUCAUGUAUUGAAACUUAUAGAGGUAGAUCAGUAAAUCCUGGAAGACUUUGCUUUAUAACUGACAAAAAUCAACUCUAAUUUAGGGCCUGCAAUUAAUCAGUGUGGUGUGAAAUUAUUUUACCAUUCCAUCAUGCAAUCUGUUGUGUCAUCAAGAGUGAAUAAAUUUGAAUGUUUGGACUUAAA